Molecule: messenger RNA, 1264 nt
Organism: Setaria italica (foxtail millet)
Lineage: Eukaryota; Viridiplantae; Streptophyta; Magnoliopsida; Poales; Poaceae
Product: protein ODORANT1
Exons: 2
Coding region: 149-925 (258 amino acids)
Source: RefSeq, a predicted model, not a curated record
GCCGCCGCUCUCGCUCUCUUCCACUCCUGGCCGCGGCCGGCGUUGCUGAGAGCUGAGACCUCUGACUUCACACUAGAGUGAGUUAAGAGAGAGCGCGCGCAAGUCAACCGCUUCUCGUUUCUGUAUCCACGGUGUGUGUGAGAGAGAGAUGGGCAGGCAGCCGUGCUGCGAGAAGGUCGGUCUCAAGAAGGGACCAUGGACGGCGGAGGAGGACCAGAAGCUGGUCGCCUUCCUCCUCUCCCACGGCCAUUGCUGCUGGCGGCUCGUCCCCAAGCUCGCAGGGCUGCUGAGGUGCGGGAAGAGCUGCCGGCUGAGGUGGACCAACUACCUGCGGCCGGACCUCAAGCGGGGCCUCCUCUCGGAGGAGGAGGAGGCGCUGGUCAUCGACCUCCACGCGCAGCUCGGCAACCGGUGGUCCAAGAUCGCAGCGCGGCUCCCUGGGCGGACGGACAACGAGAUCAAGAACCACUGGAACACCCACAUCAAGAAGAAGCUCAAGAGGAUGGGCAUCGACCCCGUCACCCACCGCCCGCUCUCUCCGGCGGCGCAGGCGAGCGAUCCCCCGCACGUGCGGGAAGAGCCCAAGCAGGCGCUGUCGUCGUCGCAUGGGCCUGCCGCCGGCGCCGAGGACGAGGAGGCGCCGGCGAGCGCCGAGCCGCUGCAGGGCGCGAUGUCCCCGGCCUCCACGGCAGCCGCCGUGUCGCCGUCCUGCUCCUCCUCGUCCGCCGCCUCGGCCUCCGUCGCGACCCCCGGCGCGGACGUGGCGGCCUGGCCCGACCCCAUCGACCUCUUCCAGGUGGAUGGCAUCAUGGACAUGGACUGGGCAGGCAUCCUGUCCGGUUGCGGCGACGACGGCGCCGGCGUAGACGUCGACCUGUUCGACCAUUACCCCGGCGAUGGCUUCGACCAACAAGUCUGGAUGUGAUGCCGAUACUAGGAUGCUGCUGAUUGGUAGGACUUAGAAACUGUCGUGGUUCGUGAUCAUCUCUGUUCUUGCAUGUCAUGUGUUUCUCUCCUUUCAAUUCUUCUUUUCUUUUUUUUUUUGGUUUCUUGGGUGAAUUCAAGUUCAUCCUGUCAUCCAUGUCCAUGCAUGCAUGAUUGCUUAUGAGGAGAGAAACCGAGUGCGUGAUUCGUGAAAAAAAAGACGGAGAAAGAUAGAGUGAUUGCAUCUGAUGGCUAGAGCGAGACAGUAAAAUUCUGAUGUACAGUUCAGGAAUGUGAAGUUUCUGAUGUGGAAUGCUACCUUUCAUGGUACUAACUUCAA